AUGGCCCGCUUGUAUGUUGGCAACUUGGAUGCCCGGGUGACUGCUGGGGAACUUGAAGACGAGUUCCGUGUGUUUGGAGUUUUGCGAAGUGUCUGGGUUGCACGUAAGCCACCUGGUUUUGCGUUUAUCGAUUUUGAUGACAAGCGGGAUGCUGAGGAUGCACUUCGUGAUCUAGAUGGCAAGAAUGGAUGGAGGGUUGAGCUGUCUCGCAAUGACCGUGGUGACCGUGGAGGUCGUGGUGGUGGUGGUGGUGGCGGCGGCGGCGGUCGUGAUCGUGGUGGGUCUGAUAUGAAAUGCUAUGAAUGUGGUGAAUCUGGGCAUUUUGCUCGUGAAUGUCGUCUGCGUAUUGGUUCUGGUGGUCUGGGCAGUGGAAGGCGUCGCAGCAGGAGCUGCAGUCGCAGCCGCAGUCCUAGGUACCGUAGGAGUCCGAGCUAUGGCAGAAGAAGUUACAGCCCUCGUGAUCGCUCUCCAAGACGCCGCAGUGCUUCUCCAGCCCCAGCCCGUGGUCGCAGCUAUAGCAAGUCACCGGUCCGUGCCAGGGAUGAUUCUCCUGAUGCUAAAGGGUAUCGCCGCAGCCGGAGUUAG
Messenger RNA from Triticum turgidum subsp. durum (durum wheat), 585 nucleotides. The record is from the annotation of a GenBank genome assembly. Lineage: Eukaryota; Viridiplantae; Streptophyta; Magnoliopsida; Poales; Poaceae.